Medicago truncatula (barrel medic) is the source of this 1284-nucleotide messenger RNA. Its product is annotated as peroxidase 5. Gene Ontology annotation, molecular function: peroxidase activity; heme binding. The transcript has 4 exons. Bases 45 to 1028 code for a protein of 327 amino acids. NCBI's taxonomy places the organism in Eukaryota, Viridiplantae, Streptophyta, Magnoliopsida, Fabales, Fabaceae. The record is from RefSeq and is a predicted model, not a curated record. Gene Ontology annotation, biological process: response to oxidative stress; hydrogen peroxide catabolic process.
AUAUGUCAUAAGCUUACCACAAAGAGAUAUAGUAUUCAGUGAAAAUGAAUCCGAAAAAACUUAAUUAUGCAAUUAUAGUUUUGGUCAUAUAUUUUUUGAAUGGAAAUGCUCAUUCUCAGCUGGAGGUUGGGUUUUAUACUUAUUCAUGUGGCAUGGCUGAGUUCAUUGUAAAAGAUGAGGUCCGAAAAAGUUUCAAUAAGAAUCCUGGAAUUGCUGCUGGACUUGUAAGAAUGCAUUUUCAUGAUUGCUUUAUCAGAGGGUGUGACGCAUCGGUACUUCUCGAUUCUACUCUCUCAAACAUUGCAGAGAAAGACUCUCCAGCCAAUAAACCAAGUCUCAGAGGGUUUGAAGUUAUUGAUAAUGCAAAGGCUAAACUUGAAGAAGAAUGCAAAGGAAUUGUUUCAUGUGCUGACAUAGUUGCAUUUGCAGCAAGGGAUAGUGUGGAGUUGGCUGGAGGGCUUGGCUAUGAUGUUCCUGCGGGAAGAAGAGAUGGGAAAAUAUCACUAGCUUCAGAUACAAGAACAGAAUUACCUCCUCCAACUUUCAAUGUUAACCAACUCACUCAACUCUUUGCAAAGAAGGGGUUAACACAAGAUGAAAUGGUCACUCUCUCUGGUGCACACACCAUUGGUCGGUCUCAUUGCUCCGCUUUCAGCAAGAGAUUAUACAACUUCAGCAGCACUUCAAUCCAGGAUCCAAGUUUAGAUCCCUCAUAUGCUGCACUAUUGAAGAGGCAAUGUCCACAAGGCAACACAAACCAAAACUUGGUGGUUCCAAUGGACCCCUCUAGCCCUGGAACUGCAGAUGUAGGAUACUAUAAUGAUAUAUUGGCAAAUAGAGGCUUGUUCACUUCUGAUCAGACUCUCUUAACCAACACUGGAACAGCCAGAAAAGUUCAUCAAAAUGCCAGGAAUCCAUAUCUAUGGUCAAACAAAUUUGCAGAUGCAAUGGUAAAGAUGGGACAGGUCGGUGUCUUGACAGGUAAUGCUGGAGAGAUUAGGACAAAUUGCAGGGUGGUCAAUAGCUAGAUAUGGUGUUGAAGGACUGAAGUUCCUGCAGUAUUAAAGAUUUUAUUAAUUCUGUUGUGUUUCAUUUGGUUUUGGCUACUUAAUUACAUAGCCAACAACUUUGCUUUGGUUUAUUUUCUGUGUAACUGUGGCAUUCAUUUGUGAGUUGAUUGUGGCCCUUCUACUUUUCUUGAAAUACACAGCUUGUAGCCUUGUCAUAUGCAACAAGAAUUUACCCAUGUUAUCGAAUAAAUUCUUCUGUAUGCAUAAUUGCAAA